AUGGCCGGCUUCAGCCCCAGCCUGGGAGACACCCUGCUGGGCCUGUGGCUGCUCUUGCUGGAAGCCCCGGCUCUGGUGCCCGCCGCCUCCAAAGCCAUCGUUUGCCAGGAGAUCACCGUGCCCAUGUGCAAGGGCAUCGGCUACAACCUCACCUACAUGCCCAACCAGUUCAACCACGACACCCAGGACGAAGCUGGCCUGGAGGUGCAUCAGUUCUGGCCUCUGGUGGAGAUCCAGUGCUCCCCGGACCUCAAGUUUUUCCUCUGCAGCAUGUAUACCCCCAUCUGCCUGCUGGACUAUGCCAAGCCCCUGCCCCCCUGCCGGUCGGUGUGCGAGAGGGCCAAGUCGGGUUGCUCCCCUCUCAUGAGGCAGUACGGCUUCGCCUGGCCCGAGCGGAUGAACUGUGACAAGCUGCCCGUCCUGGGCAACGCCGAGAUGCUGUGCAUGGAUUACAACCGGACCGAGGUCACCACCUUGCCCCCCUAUUUCACCAAACCCACCCGCCCCUCCAAGAGCGGCCAGAUAAAACUCCUCCCGUUAUCGGGCCAGCACUCACCCGGGAACUGCAGACGGGCUUGUCAGUGCCAAGAGCCCCUAGUGCUGAUCUCCAAAGAAACCCACCCUCUCUACAACAAGAUCGAGACGGGCAGCGUGCGCAACUGCGCCGUCCCCUGCUUCCAGCCCUACUUCACCCAGGACGAGAAGACCUUCGCCACUUUCUGGAUUGGCCUGUGGUCCGUCCUCUGCUUCAUCUCCACCUUCACCACGGUGGCCACUUUUCUGAUCGACAUGGAGAGGUUCAAGUACCCCGAGCGGCCCAUUAUCUUCUUGUCCGCCUGCUAUCUCUUCGUGUCCAUCGGCUACAUCAUCCGCCUGGUGGUGGGCCACGCCAACGUGGCCUGCAACCAAGAUUACAACCACAUCCACUACGAGACCACGGGGCCGGCCCUUUGCACUGUGGUCUUCCUCCUGAUCUACUUCUUCGGCAUGGCCAGCUCCAUCUGGUGGGUCAUCUUAUCCCUCACCUGGUUCUUGGCGGCUGGGAUGAAAUGGGGGAACGAGGCCAUCGCCAGCUAUUCCCAGUAUUUCCACAUGGCCGCCUGGCUAAUCCCCAGCGUGAAGUCCAUUGCCGUGCUGGCCCUGAGCUCGGUGGACGGCGAUCCGGUGGCCGGCAUCUGCUACGUGGGCAACCAGAACCCUGACAAGCUCCGGGGUUUCGUCUUGGCACCUUUGGUGGUGUACCUUUUCACUGGGACCAUGUUUCUGCUGGCAGGGUUCGUGUCCCUCUUCAGGAUCCGGAGUGUGAUCAAGCAAGGAGGCACCAAAACGGACAAGCUGGAGAAGCUGAUGAUCCGGAUAGGGAUCUUCACGGUCCUAUACACCGUCCCGGCGACCAUUGUGGUGGCGUGCUACAUCUACGAGCAGCACUACCGGGAGAAAUGGGAGCUCGCCCAGAACUGUUCCUGCCCUGGGGACAAACAAAAACCGAAGCCCGAUUAUGCUGUCUUUAUGUUGAAGUAUUUCAUGUGCCUGGUCGUGGGAAUCACCUCCGGGGUCUGGAUUUGGUCGGGCAAGACCCUGGAGUCUUGGAGGCGGUUCACCGGGAGGUGUUGCCAGAGCGGGAAGCCCGUGGGUACACCCAUGUACAGCGACGCCAACGCGGCUCUGACGGCACGGACCGGGGUGCCCAGUUCGGCUUCCUACCAUAAACAAGUCCCGUUCUCGCAUGUAUGAAAGCAAAAGCGGCUUGCUCGAGGGGAGCAGGUAAGCGCAGCGUGACUUGAGUCCCCAACUGGAAAGAUUGCAGUCACAGAACCAGGGGCUUUCUCUCAUUUCGGUUCCAAGACUCUGCGCAUCUCCCCCCUGUGAUGUCUGACUCAGCCUCUGGUGUCACGCUUAACUAUUUAAUUUGAGAAACGAUGGUUUCAGAUCCAUUCCGCUCGGUUGAACUGGGAUAUCAUGUCCGACAGGUGUUUGUCGCUGGUUUCUAGGUAGCAGGACUUUUAAAAACCUGUGUAAUGCUUUUUGUUUUAAUUUCAGCAAUGUGUGCACACAACUACUGAAGUGGGAAAUACAAAGAAGCGACACGAAGGGAGGAUCUACUUUUAAGACAGGUGGCUUGGGAAGCAAGACUCUGGUUUCAGGUUUUAUUUUUGGAGGGCUUAAAUCCACCCUUGUCUCUUUUGACACCCGUCCGUGCCAAAAUCCCAUGCCAAGGAGUCUCAUAAAGGAACUUGGCAUGUGUAUUAGUUUCUCCUGUGCAGCUGCAAGGAAAGAGUUUAAACAUUUAAAAAAAUAGGAAGGGGUAGUGUGUGCUGCCUUAUACUGAAUCAGACCCUGGGUCCAUCAAAGUCAGUAUUGUCUACUCAGACUGGCAGCGGCUCUCCAGGGUCUCCAGCUGAGGUUUUUUACGCCUAUUCACCUGGACCCUUUUUAGCUGGAGAUGCUGAGGAUUGAACCUGAGAUCUUCUGCUUACCAAGCAGAUGCUCUACCACUGAGUCACCGUCCCUCCCAAAACUGCAUCAGUUUUGAUGCGGAGGUUUCAAGGAAGCCGUCCCCCCCCUCCCGCCAGAUCCAGAAGGAAUGCAGCAUCUUCACAUGUGCUGCCCCCCCCUCUUUCUUGGCCCAAAGAAACACAGGUCAGGUGUUUCUAACAUAACGCCCGAAAGCUGCUUUUAAACAUAAACUAAACUUUGAAAAUGUUUCCUGUCUCCCUGUCCCGGGGCACCAGACCCUUCAAAAACAGGGUGUGGAGGAGGGCGGUGGGAACGUUGUUAAAUCCAAAACCCGUAACAGGUUUUUCUCAAAAGUUGAUCUGAGUGCUUAAUCUCCUUUGGCAUAAAGGAAGGGAACCAGACAGCAAUUGAGAUGACGUGGUAAGGAAAUUGCUUUGACCACAGUCCUGAAGCUGGCUGCCCAGUCUUAGGCGAGUUUAUUCUGAAACGGAGCUCACGGAAUCCAGUGGGACUUACCCCCCCCUAAGUAAUUACCCCCCAGAAUCUUAAAAACAUGGGGGGAGGGAGACAUUUGUUUCCUGGGACUGCUUUCUUCACCACACCCGUCUUAUCUUUGUAUCUCCUCUCCUGCCCGCCGCUUGUGGGAUCCUAUGGCUUUAAUGCCUGGCUGCUAUUUGUAAAAAAAAAAAGAUGGGAUCUGUACCAGAAAUCUGUGUGAACACAUAUCUGUGAACUAUAGUUGUUGUGCCUCUCCUCUCUCUUCCCCAGUAGAAAAGAGGACUCUACCACUAAUGCGGUCUCCAAAAGUUGAAUUCGCUGGGUCAAAGCAAAAUUAUGGGCGUGGAUAAUCACAUAUCGCCUCUCUUUACAGAGGGGGCUCGGCUCUGUCUGGGGCCCAAAGCGCUGGCUGCAGAGACCCCUUCUGUGUGGGUCUUAUCCUCUGCAAGCUGACCCUGUCCCCACUAACAGCAAAGCAGUAUUAGAUCUGGCAGUGGGUCUCUUCCGAUGCAAAAAAAAUCUUUGCACUUCAAAUGUCAAUGAGAAAACAGGCAAAAAGGCUUUCCCCCAUCACACACACAAGUUCUGCCCACCAGCUUAUUCUGUGACACGUUCAGUCUGCAAAGAGAACGACAGUUUUAUUAAGUGGUGGCCAAACUGUGGCUCAGGAGCCACAUGUGGCUCUUUCGCACAUAUUGUGUGGCUCUUGAAGCUCCCACCACCCUGACAGCCAGCUUGGAGGCGUUCAAAGUUAAAGUUGCUUUCUUUCUACCUCCCCCUUUCUGCUCCCCAUCUUCCUUCCUUCCUUCCUCCCUCCCUCCAACAUCUGACAUUCGUGUCUUGUGCUCUCAAACAUCUGAUAUUUAUUCUGUGUGGCUCUUACAUUAAGCAAGUUUGGCCACCCUUGGUUUUAUCGACCGCUGACCAAGUGAACAGCUCAGAGGCUUGGAGAGGGCUCAGCCUUUGUGAAUGACAUGGAGGGAGGGAAUGUAGAGUGCUCCCUCCCCCCUUUUAGCCAGGACUUUGGGGGUAACCUCCUGCAGCAAGCUACAGCACUGGACAAGCCUGGGGAACGGUAUUACUGUGACCGUUGGGUUGUUUUGUUUUUCUGUGGGCUGGCCAGUAUGGGGAAAUCCAGUGCUUGGGGUGUCUUGCCUGUGCGAAUCAGCCAUCGCAGGUCAAAUACUUCCGAUCCUUCCAAGACAAUCCAUUUUCACUGGAA
Messenger RNA from Heteronotia binoei (common prickly gecko), 4177 nucleotides. RefSeq names its product frizzled class receptor 5 (gene FZD5). The coding region runs from base 1 to 1734 and encodes 577 amino acids. The transcript has a single exon. Gene Ontology annotation, molecular function: Wnt-protein binding; Wnt receptor activity. The record is from RefSeq and is a predicted model, not a curated record. Gene Ontology annotation, biological process: non-canonical Wnt signaling pathway; canonical Wnt signaling pathway. Gene Ontology annotation, cellular component: plasma membrane. NCBI's taxonomy places the organism in Eukaryota, Metazoa, Chordata, Lepidosauria, Squamata, Gekkonidae.